Oncorhynchus keta (chum salmon) is the source of this 2527-nucleotide messenger RNA. It is a transcript of the gene pxdc1b, whose product is annotated as PX domain containing 1b. Bases 314 to 1027 code for a protein of 237 amino acids. The transcript is spliced from 7 exons. Gene Ontology annotation, molecular function: phosphatidylinositol binding. NCBI's taxonomy places the organism in Eukaryota, Metazoa, Chordata, Actinopteri, Salmoniformes, Salmonidae. The record is from RefSeq and is a predicted model, not a curated record.
UUUGCGCAGUUGCAUUCCUUGCAUAGUAUCCACACUGUUGACAAGGAGCGAGGAAGAAGAGGGGAGGGAGAGAGGAGUCAACUUCUGCGAAGGGAGGAAACCGACGGAUAUUUUUCGCCUGAGCGACAAAAGCCGUCAACUCUGGAAUCAGUGUGCAAGAUGCAUCCUCUAAAGGCAAACGUCGACAAACUGUCAGGGGAGUAAAGCCUUGAAGAACAGGACAUCGAAUAUGCAACUCGUAUGCAUUCAGUUCUACGCAUGAAGUUAAUCAGAAGACUCGUAGAAGAACAAAUGCUGGACUGACUGCUGAGGAAUGGCAUCGGCGAUAUUCGAGGGGACGUCUCUGGUCAACAUGUUUGUCAAGGAUUGCUGGGUGAACGGGAUCCGGAGACUGAUCAUAAAUCAGCGAGGAGAGGAAGAAGAAUUCUACGAGAUCAGAACCGAGUGGUCAGACAGAAACGUUUUGUAUUUGCACAGGAGUUAUUCCGAUUUUGGGAGAUUGUUCAAAAGACUGGUUGAAUCAUUCCCGGAGGACAGAAGAGCUCUCUCCAAGUCGCCGCUUAUCGAAGGUCUGGUUAAGAUUAAAGAGGCCAGUGACAUCGAGCUGAAACUAAAUGAGGUGGAGAAGCUACUGAAGAAUGCCAUCAACAUGCCAUGGAAGUAUUCUAGGUCAGAGGUGGUGUUGACAUUCUUUGAGCGAUCACCGCUGGACCAAGUGCUGAAGAAUGACAACGUCCACAAGAUCCAGCCAUGCUUCCAGAGUCCAUACAAGAUAUCAGAGAUCAUGCGUUCCAAUGGCUUCUGUCUGGCCAACACUGAGACAAUCGUGUUUGAUGAGAGUCUGCCACAGGAUGCAGAGAGACCCUCAUCCACUGACUCUGCUGCUGGCUCUGCAGAACACCUGUACGAGGAUGGCAGGGAGUUCCUGACGGUGGAACCAGACAUCAGUGACGAUGACUCCGAUGCCUACGUCACAAACCUGUCUUACUACCAUCUGGUCCCCUUUGAGACGGACAUCCUGGAAUGAGGAGCCAAAAUGGCUGACGAGGCAGAGAGCCUAAAGAGGAGGAAAAACACAUAUUUGUGGGCACUGGAGGUGGUUCUGUUGACUGGCUGCGUUGGAGAAAUGGCACCACAUCCUUCUUAAUGCUCCCUGGGAGAGAAGGAAAAUCCCACCACAAGCAACUCAAUGCUGAAAUAAGGAACUGGACUAUUUAAAAGGAAAAUUAUACAUGAUGUAUGGACCGGUUGAUUGUAUUCAUUUCUGUUCCGAGUCAGUCUAGACAGUAGACAUUGAUUCGUGAAGGACCUUGUGCAGUGUGCAUGCAUCCAUCCACCAGUCAUGGCUAAACGGUACUCAACUAAUCCCGUGUGGCCUCAGGAGUACCCAACCAAACUCCAGUACUCUGGUCUCUCCGCCACACUCUUUGAACACACCAGUAUGUCAAGUUCAACAAAUGUCAGACAUCGGUGUGAUCAUUUGGAAGAUGCUUUUUGUUUUAUUACAAUGAUAUUCUAAUUUAAUAUAAUGUUAAGAGGUUAUUUAUUUUUAUAGUCCAAAUGUUUGACAGACUGGCUGUCAUAUCGCUAAGCUAACCGUGACCCGCCUUGUAACCUUGUUCAUAUGCUUACGGCCAGUGUGAGACAUAUCUUGAAACAUACUGCAUCUGCUCAGUAUUAUUAAUCAAGUCUAAAUCCUGUCUGGAGGGGGGCUCUAAACUAACAAAUGGAAUUGUUAUAAGAUGGUCAUACCAAGGAUUAUUUAGCUAUUUGAUUUUGAAUGUUAAGGCCCAGUCUUCAGGCUUCAGUCUUGUGAGGCUUGUGGGUGUCCUAGAGCAAAACUGAGAAUAUACUUUUUUUGUUGUUUUUUUUAAAUGUUAUUUUACCCCUUUUUUCUCCCCAAUUGUGUGGUAUCCAAUUGAUUUUAGUAGCUACUAUCUUGUCUCAUCGCUACAACUCCCGUACGGGCUCGGGAGAGACGAAGGUUGAAAGUCAUGCGUCUUCAAAACGGAGAACAUUGUCAUGUUUGUGAGAGUCUCAGCUUUCCACAGAGGGGCGACCGUUCCAGGCACCACAAACAGAAGUUGGCAUAAGAGGCUAUACUGUCUUCAGACGAGUCUUGUGGGAAUGGUUGAGCAAAACGGAGAACAUUGUCGUGUUCGUAAGAGUCCUCUUUCAAUCGUUUGUAGGCCAAACGGUUCGGUCGCUACAGAGGUUUUCGUGAGGAGACCGAUUUUCGGGAUGUCUCAUGGUCUGACAAACACCACUCUAGCUCUGCCACCUUUCACCACAGAUGUGGAAGGGUGAUAUCGGCAGAAGCGGUGGAUUGAGAUGCAGCCCAUGCAAAACAAAUAUCUCUAGCUUAAACGGACAGAUUGAGAUUUUUUUUGUAUAAUGUUAAUUCGAUUUCUGCAGGGGUACGGACAUUGUAAGCCAAGGGUUAAUACUUCAUUCAUUCUGCCUAUGAUUGGUAGACUAUGUAACAAUUAUAUUAAAGAUGUUUUGUAAUAAAUUUUAAAAAAUUUGA